AUGUCUCACAACCAAGAGAGUACACCCACCCAAAAAUCUAAAACCGAAGCUCAAUUCCAAAAAGUACAGAGCGUUGUAAACACCAAGAAAGUACCCAUCCAAAAAUUCAACUCGGAAGCUCAAUUCCAAAAAGUACAAGUGAAGCUACCUGAAAAAGAGAAAAAGUACCCACCUGAAAAUCCAAACCCAAAAGCUCAAUUCCAAGAAGUGGGUUACCCACCCGAAAAUCCAAACCCGGAAGCUCAAUUCCAAAGAGUACAAGCAAAGUUACCUGAAAAAGAGAAGUGGAUGUUAGUUAAACACACCAUACAACCAAGAAAGCCAAUUCCAAAGAACAAGCAAAAGCAAAAAGAGCGUUGUAAACACCAAGAAAGUACUCAUCCAAAAAUCCAACCCAGAAGCUUAAUUCCAAAAAAAAGCCAAUUUCAAAGAACAAGUGAAAGCAAAAAGAGCGUUGUAAAUGCCAAGAAAAUACCUACCCGAAAAUCCAAACCCAGAAGCUCAAUUCCAAAGAGUACAAGCGAAGCUACAAAAAAAGAGAAAAAGUACCCAACCGAAAAUCCAAACCCGGAAGCUCAAUUCCAAAGAGUACAAGCAAAGCUACCUGAAAAAGAGAAGUGGGUAUUAGUUAAACACGCCAUACAACCAAAAAAGCCAAUUCCAAAGAACAAGCGAAAGCGAAAAGAGCGUUGUAAAUACCAAGAAAGUACCCACCCAAAAAUCCAACCCAGAAGCUCAAUUCCAAAAAGUAUAGGCGAAAGUUACCUGAAAAAGAAAAGUGGGUGUUAG
Molecule: messenger RNA, 789 nt
Organism: Dentiscutata erythropus
Lineage: Eukaryota; Fungi; Glomeromycota; Glomeromycetes; Diversisporales; Gigasporaceae
Source: the annotation of a GenBank genome assembly